UCUUUCUCGCUUUCAAGUCAGUCUACCUGGGAACGUUACCUUGGCCUCCCAGAACGCAGUGAGAGAAAAUAAUAUAGCAAAACAGAGGGGUGAGUUCACAGUGCCAAUAUGAACGACGGUAUAGAUUCAGUGUCUGUUUGACAAGCUGGAUGUAGCCUGUGGGGAUAAUAGUCCAUGGCAAUUUGAAGCAGCAGGUGGUCAGUUCAGUGGAAUCAGCCAUGGAGUUCCAUAAAGAGAAACUGACGAGGUGAAGAGAAAAAGACCCCAACAACCCAAGUUUCCUGCUCCUCCAAGGGACCCAGCGGCCUCCGCUCUUGCCUGUCAGAUUCUCCUUGUCACGUGACCCACUCCCCGCUGACGUCACGACAACAAGCGUAUUACCGCGUCAGCAAAGUGCGCUGUGAGAUUGCCGCAUUUGCGCACGGUGUUCUGUUUGGAGUAAAUGCAAGGGGAAAUAAUUGUGAUGAUGAAAACGUUUCCUUCAGCCAUUGUCAGUCUUCAGAGCCCAUCUGAAUGUCGUUAGGGGCUUCUUCAAAGAAAACACAGCGCCGUGGGCAUUCUUUGCAAGGAGACGCGUGUGUUUCUGGAUCUUAUUCUCUCUGAACGCUGUGUGCAUAAAAAUGACAGAGUGAAACACCACUGAAAUCUUCUUGACAAACAAACAUACCACAUCAUAACUAGGCAUUCCUCGUUGGGAGCGAUAUUUGAAAAAGAAGAAGUAAAAUAUCCGAAGUAUGAAGAAACACUCGAAUUAUUACAUGCUCUGUUACGUUCAGAAGUGACAAAUGCAUUUAGAGUCCACUGACAUUUCCGUGGUGUUUGCUGAUCGCCUUUCCUGUAUUGAUCACUUGUUCGUAGAGGAAUAGGGAUAGCAGCUCUACCGCAACCACAACCACCUCGACCACCACCACCACCACAACCACCACCACCACCACCACCACCACCACAACCACCAAGACGGACAGCCAGCAAAGAAGAAUCACCACAACCCAAGAUAGCCCCAACAACUCCCCUGCAUCAUCACCGCAUCCAUCAGCAGCCACAGUAGCAGCAACAGCAAAAUUUGAAAACCCAGUGGGAAUAAUACUGCCCAUCUCAGUACAACAUUGACAACAGCAACACAAGGCAGCUGCACUAUUCCCAGCAGCCUCCACGGCCAGGAUUAACUGCAACAUCUUCCUUGCAGGUACAACAGCAGCCGCAUUCCCGCAAUCACUAACAAAACUACACGCGCAACAAACAGCAUCACCAUCACCAGAACCACCAGCACCUCCGUCAUCUCAGCAGCUAGCACAACGUCGAGUCCGAGGUGCGCCCCGCCCUCCCCUUGCCCGCGCACGAUGACCUCAUUGCUCAUGGCCUGGUGGUGCAGCGUCGGCGGAUGACGUCUCAUGCACACCUCAUUACAUCACACCGAAGAUACAACGUUAAAAGAAAGAGUGGCAAGAAGAGCAUUUCUUUUCGGCUCAGAACUUCACCAAUGUAAAUAAAAAGUGUUCUUCCUUAAUUCAAACAAACUUGAACAAUCCUUUUGAAAAAAUAAAAUACUUCAUUUAGCCUAAAAACCUAUUUUAGGAUAUAUGUUUAGACUAAAUAUGAUUAAAGUAUUGUCUAAAAUAAAAUAGAAAAUAACUUGUUAUAUUAUUGUAAGAAAAAUGUGCACACAGUUAUCACAAAGCUUCAGAGAUCUCAUUAGUUUAUGGAAAUAACAUUUUCAAAAACCGUUUCCUCAUCAAGGAAGAUACGUUGUUCCACCAGUAACGAUUCGUGAAUAGAUAAAAUUAAAAAAAAAGUAGAUCUCUAGGUUCUAAUAAUUUGUGAACAAUAUUAAUAUCUCCGACGAAACCAGUUCCUACACCAGCAGCAAAUACCUAACGAAUAUAGCAACGUCUUUAUUGAUAUACAGAAUUGGUACGGCUGUCAUCGAGAAUGAUGAGUAUUGAAAUAACAACGACUACCCUCAGAAUAUCAACGACCAUAAAAAAUACGCUUAAAGUAAAGUGCAGCACUUCUUCUUAAUUCAGAGUGAACAAACAAACAAGCAAACAAACAAAACAAACAAACAAACAAACGAACUUGAAAGAAGCACAGUCAGCUCUCAAAGGAGGAGGAAGGACCUGGAGGUGACAGGACGACGGCACGUCUGAGUGUACAUCUAGCAAAGGACGACGUGUUACGGUCUUCGUCUUCUUCUUUUGGACACACUCUCAACACUGUCUGACUCCAAGAUAUAGUUUUGAACGAAAUAACAUCAGAAUUAAAGGCACGUCUCUUUAAAGGGGGUCUUGCUAGUUCCCAUUCAAUAUCGUUUUUGGUGAAGAAGUAACAUAGAAAGAAGUACGGUGAAGGUGAAAUCUUCCCUGCUGUUGAGAGUUGACCAAUACGUGUUUGUAGGCUUUCUCUGUGCAGCUGAAGCAGUUUGAGACAGAGAGUGAAGAAGGAGUUCAAGUCUUUGCCUCCAUUUAGGAGACCUUCGCUCAACGUCCAGACUUUACCUCGAUCAAUCCCGACUUUAUUCGUCUGUGGAAGGAACAGCCCAACACAAGUCCUAAAGCUAUAGAGAUUUCAUUCAAGAAGAUAAUACCUGCAGAUGAGAUUUUUUCUUGUGCAACCCGAAUUCUAUCUCUUAAGUCAGAAGUCUUUAUCCAACAGACCAGAUUGAUUUUUACUCAGGUAAGAUCGGUUUCUAUCAGUCGUUGGAAGAAAUAGCACUGACGUCUGAACGGAAAAAUUGUCUCUGAAGAAGACGUUCGCCGCUUUCAGAUUCAACUCGUUCUGACUGGAUUCUGUCUCGCUCCGCUCGAAUAUUCAGUCUGUCGUUAGAAAAAAAUAGCAGACCAAAAUUGGGGAACGAAAGGUCAUCAUUGUUCGAGACGUUUGCUGCGCUCAGGGUUCUUUUGCGUUCAGAACGGAUUUUAUGUGUCGUCACAAGAAAUAGCAAGGCAAAGUCUAGAGAGAGCACAGCCUUACUACAAGGCCACCGUUAUUGUGAAUAGACUUUAUCUCUUAGAGCCCGGAUUUUCUCUUAUACGGUCCGGAAUCCAUCCCACCAAGACCGGAUUCUAUCCCACUCAGAUCGGAUUCGGAUUAUAUUCCACCUAGUUCGGAUUUUAUCCCACCCGGACCAUCUUUUGUCUUAAAGUCUGGAAUAUAUCUCGCCCUUACUGGAUUGUAUCUCUUACAGAUCGGAUUCUAUCUCACCCAUUCCAGAUUUUCUCUUUUACAGUCAGGAUUCUCCAGCCCAGACCGGAUUGUCUCUUACAGUUCUGGUUCUAUCUCACCGAGACCGGAUUCUAUCUCGCCCGGACCGGAUUCUAUCUCGCCCGGACCGGAUUCUACCUGUUCUUGUACGGAAUAGCAGGCCACACACGGCGGAGAAAGAACCGAGACUUCUCUCACGGAGACGUCGAUCGCUGUCAGGAAUUGGCCAUCACUAGUUGGUCAGCGCGAGACGGGACGUCUAGCUCAGAUUGAUGGGCGAUGCUGAACCCAGGGCACACCCUCGACCUCGGGGUCAGGCCUCACCCUUCAUGCCCAGGUUACGUAAGCGUGGUGAGAAGCUGCUGCACAGUAAGUACGUGGUGAUCCUGGUCAUCAUUCUCACCGUCACCGACUGUGCUCUGGUCAUCGCCGAACUCAUUCUGGACCUGUCAAGUGUCAAAAAGACACAGGGCGCCACGGAGGCGAUGACUCUUAGCUUCGUGGAGAAGAUCAUCAAGAAGUACCCGGAUGAGGUGGCGCCCCUCCACUCCCUCACAGACGUCUUCGAGGAGCUCAACCACGCCGAUAUCGUCUGGAACAACACUCGGAACAGCAGAGGUCACGACCUUGACCCUGAUCUCGAACGGAACCUCCACCACCACCACCACAAAAAUCGUGACGCUCUUCACACUUCGGUGACCACACCCACGUCCGUUCCGGUGGUCGGUGGAGAGUCUGUGGCUGAGGGCUGGCCCCUCUCGUCGGACACACCUCUGGGGGUGGGGAAUUUCUCGAGGGCGUUAAGAACGUUGUGGAUUCAGAAGAGGAAUUAUUCUUCCAAUAGCAGGUUUCGUCGAUCGAACCGAAACGAUUCCCUCAGGGACAGCAGCGCUGUAUUGUCCAGGUUACUGGAACGGACGCGUUUGGAAAUCGAAAAAGUUUUGUCGAAACUGUCUCGACGUCGAAAGCGGUCUUCGGAGGAGACAGGUGGCCUAACUGCUGAAUAUGAAGCUACUGACAGUGGAGAGGCGGGGGAUACGUCUCGCAAUUCUCAGGAGUUGGAGGAUGAAGUGCUCAAUUCUGACUUCUUCGAAAAUAACUACGGCAAAAAUAAUGGCAAAACAUAUUUAUCAUCACUGACGGGUUUGAUUGUGAAAAUUCUAACUAUGCAAUCUAACGAGACGGGGCCUAUUCUCGGAGGUCCUGCCCGUUAUGCAGAAGCACCUUUGACUGUGGAAAGCGCUGGGAAAGGAGAAGGAAAAGGGGCCAAACAUGUGAGCGACCAAGAUAUCUUGCACAAAUAUAGACUGGAGUUUCACCACAGUGAGGACAUGGAGAUAGCUCAUAAGCUUCACUAUGCCAGUGUUGCUGUGGUUUCUAUAUUGCUCAUAGAAGUUACCAUGAAGAUCAUCUGUGCCGGUUCCCAUUUUCUGAAACGGAAAAUAGAGGUGUUUGAUGCUGUAAUUGUCGUCGCUUCUGUUAUCGUGGACCUCAUCUUCAUCAAAGGCCUGAACCAAUUCCCUGUCGACGAUUCCAUCUUUGUCCUGGCCUUCUUGCUACCCUGGAGAGUCAUCCGAGUGGUCAAUAGUCUAGUCAUGGCGGUCAUUGACCACGAACAUGUCAAGCUCCGGCUAUUGUACUCCAGGAAGAAGAAACUGGACAAGACGGUGGAGACUCUCAGGAACGAAGUGGAUGAACUCAAAGGCAUGAUGCAGGAUAUCCGUCAGUUCUGCAUUAAAGAAGGGAUCGAAGCCAGCAGAAUCGACAGCCUGCUAGGUAAAUUCGCUCCCAGGAGACGAAAAGACUCCAAGUUUUACACUCUUGUGAAGCUUGUGAUGAGCACGGCGUCCAUCAACAACAACAACAACGACAACGACUCUGUGAGUAGCUCCAGCAUGGAAAACGACCUCCGUGACUACGCCAACAGAGACAGUGUCCUCAACGAGGCCACCAGCAACGAAAACACGGUGACAUCACUGAAGCAGUACCUUUCCGUGCCCUUCUUCUCCGGGGGGAACAGGUCCAACACGCUGGACAUCGAGAGUCGUGGAAGUGGCCGGUCUGGAGGCAGCCCCAGUAUUUACAUAACGUCUCCAGCUAGCGACGAUGAAGCGCCUGUAUUUUCUUUCGACAUCGCUGAUGAAGACGACGUCGAUAUGUCUAACGACCAAGACGAUGCCGGAUCUCAAGACGACGAAACAUCGAUUCAGGCCGGAAGUGACGCAGCCACCAUCGCGGUGACGUCAGCGGAAGUGAAUACCGUAUCGCCCAACGUGGCGUUUUAUGUGGGUAGCCAGAGUUCAUUGUGUAGUGUACACUCGCAGGAAGAUAUUCGCACCGUGGUGGACACGAACGAUAACUACGAGCGGAACUUCCCGAUGUGUGGCGUACCGUGUGCAAGCGGUGGCGAAGACCUCGCAGCCGCCGCUCUAGACGACGUCAUUUCAAACUCCCCCACUGUGAACUCAAACAGCUGGGGUCCCUCUCGACACUAUAGCCGUUUUCUGACCGUGCCUUGUUGCACACUCAGUCUUUCCGCUGUGACCAACACCACCAGCACUGCUACGAGCUACCCUAGCAGCAGCAACAACACCAACAAUAACAGCAACAGUAACAACAAUAAUAAUAACGCGUGUGCGGAGACACAUCCUCUGUUGGGUGACCCACCGCCUGGCCAGAAUAUGACGCGGUCAGUCUCGGACAACUGUGACGUCACGGCUACACAGUACGGAGCCCGUACAUGUGGAGGUCGUUACGGCAGCCCGGUUCCUAUGCGGCGCAAACCCUGCUUAUCGGAAAAACGCAGAUCGUACGCACGUGCCAGAUCGGAAUCAAUAGAAAACCAGGAAUUUAUUCCCCUGAUGUCUCAAGGAGCGAACAAAGGAAGAGUCAGACAUCACAGCGACUUGGAAGGGAGACCAUCGACAAGAAAAGAUGACCUGAAGCGUUCUCGCUCUCACUCACCGUCCCCGAUGGUUCUCUUAGGGGUGCCGGGCCAGACCAAGAAAUACUCAGACCCACCCCCGUCGUAUCAGGCCGCUUCUCGGUCCAUGAAUGACGUCAGUUCCGCAGGAAAGGGCCAGUCCGGGAAUCCCCAUGCCAACAAUCUCGGAAAGGAUGGCCGGAUUUUGCGUCGUUCUUGUCUCAGUUUGACUAGCGAAGGGAGGAAACGACGGGGGAAAUCGCCCCAGAGAGUCAGUUUUAAAGUCUCUUAACACGAACAGAUGUGCAUGGGAAAAAUACAACAAUAUUCAAAUUACGAAUAUUUACUGAACCACGAGAUCGUGUAGCUGAUAUUUAUUCCAAACAAAUAAUUUUUAAAAUGCUGUUGAAUCAAAUCUUAUUGAAUGCAGAAACCAGUUGUGCUGAGGAAAAAAUCACUGGGGAGGUGCAAAUAUAGCAUUUAAUUUAUAUUGAACGUCGGUACUUUUCAACAUUAAAAAUAAAGAUAAAAGCUGCCAUAGCAAUAACAUCAUCCGUUGAUAAAAGCGUUGUUUUCAACAAGUAGUUAACGAUUUCUUAGGGAGUCUCAUAACAAACUUCUGUUAUUAUAUUCUGUAUGUGUAUUAAAAAGUAUGGGUUACUCUCUGAAGAAAAUGGUAUCUAUGAGAUACCGUGCUGCAAGAAACCCGAUGAAAGACUCAAGUAGUCUCAAAUCUUGCAAAGAACUCAAUCGGCCUUUCUGGGACUGCGAAUGCGACCAUUUAAUUUUCUACAAGGUGGAAGCUCCUCGUUCGAUUUCAAAACAGUUCCAAAUUGAUCUUUCUUUCUUCUACCAAAAUAGUUCCUCUCAGCCCGGUGUCCUAACGGGGACCAACAUGAUCGACUGUUUCUUGCAGCAACAACAAGAAUAACAACGACAACAAAAACAACGUUUACACCCUAAACAACUGCAAGGAGAAAAUCUAACUCCUAUUUCAAAAGGCGCACUUUCGUAACAAGAAAAUAAUAGUCUUUGAUCCCCAAAUUUGUGUCUGAUCUUUGUAAAUAAAAACGAUACAGAACACGAAAUACAUUUCACUUCAGUUGAUGGUUGGUAUUGAACUAACAAAUUACCAACUGGGACUGAACUACUACUAGGGGUGAGUAACCCGAUAUUCUCUUGAUAACAUAAUGUAUUACUAUGCUCUAACGUGAAAUAUGAGCUUAGCGUUAUGAUUAGAUGAAGUGAAAGUGUCAAAGUCCUUGUAAAAAAACCCACUUGGCGAUUCAAAGUGAACACGAAAUGCUCUUGCCUCUCUGAUUCGCUACUACUUAUUAGGCCAACUCAUUAAUGAAAAAUAAAUUUCCUUAAUUAGAAAAGCAAGAUAACAUAAAAUAAUAUGUAUUUGAACGCAUGAAUUUAUCGGUUGGAAAAUCACGAAAGCAGUCAUAAUAUGUUCCUUUAAAAAAAAAAAAAUCACACUUGUCAAAACAACUUGAAAAAGAUGAGCCAAA
This is a messenger RNA of Aplysia californica (California sea hare), 7638 nucleotides long. RefSeq lists its product as uncharacterized. NCBI's taxonomy places the organism in Eukaryota, Metazoa, Mollusca, Gastropoda, Aplysiida, Aplysiidae. Bases 3474 to 6416 code for a protein of 980 amino acids. The transcript has 10 exons. Gene Ontology annotation, cellular component: plasma membrane. Gene Ontology annotation, biological process: proton transmembrane transport. The record is from RefSeq and is a predicted model, not a curated record. Gene Ontology annotation, molecular function: voltage-gated proton channel activity.